GAUCGCUGCAUAGAAUGCGUCUGGAGUGCGGGCAAUGACAGCAUGUCGACCAGCGAGCUCGCGGAUGUUUGACAGGUCGCGAAGCUGUGAAGCUGUGCUACAUGCGAAGGCGCACGCCCCUUCGCGCUCGCAUGCUGCCCUCCACAAUUGCGCAGCAGCCAGCGCGCGGCACAUCGCCUCGAUGCGCUGCUGCCUGCUGCACUGCAGCUGCGGCUCCCAGCCUUUGUGUGAGGCCUCACACCAUGUGUGCGGAAGCUGCCAGCUCUGUGCGCGCGCCUCUGCCUCUCUGCACCGUUGCUGCGUUGUGCGUGCGAUCGCACGAGCCAUCGAUUCGCGAACAGUACCUGCUCCGGUCUCCUCGACCUCUUGCUCUCCGACGCCUCGUCAUCCGUUCCUAGAGAUCCGCGACCGGAGCCGUCAUUGCCAUGUC
This is a messenger RNA of Tilletiopsis washingtonensis, 430 nucleotides long. RefSeq lists its product as hypothetical. Bases 102 to 398 code for a protein of 98 amino acids. The record is from RefSeq and is a predicted model, not a curated record. The transcript has a single exon. Lineage: Eukaryota; Fungi; Basidiomycota; Exobasidiomycetes; Entylomatales.